AUGAAGUUCAGCCUCUUCCUCGCUGCUGCCAGCAUUGUUGCCGCUGCUCCUGGCACCAAGCUCGUUCAACGCGAUACUUCUCCCCUUGUUCCUCGCUCUUCUGCCCGCCGGGCCAGAUACAGCUCAUCUCCUAACCAGAGACUCUGGUCUCUCGACUCUUCCAAGGCCUCGAAUGACGACUACUCGGGCAACUGGGCUGGUGCUGUCAAGAUCGGCAAAGGUUACAACCACGUCCAGGGCACCAUCACUGUCCCAGAGGUCAGCGGUGCCGACGGCGCAGCUGCUUCUGCUUGGGUUGGCAUCGACGGUGAUACUUGCCAGACGGCGAUCCUGCAGACUGGAAUCUCCUUCUACGCCGAUGGCACCUUUGACGCGUGGUAUGAGUGGAUUCCUGACUACGCCUACUCCUUCAGCAACUUCCGUGUCAGCGUAGGCGACAAGAUCAGGAUGACGGUUGAUGCAUCUUCCAAGACCAAGGGCAUCGCCACGCUCGAGAACUUGACGACAAACCAAAAGGUCACGCACUCCUUCAGCAGCACCCCUUCCACGCUCUGCGAGACCAAUGCCGAGUGGAUUGUCGAGGCCUUCCAGGAGAAUGGCAGCCAGGUCACUCUUGCCGACUUUGGCACCGUUACUUUUACCGGUGCUACUGUGUCUGGUUCUAGCGGCUCGACUGGCCCGCAAGGUGCCGACAUUAUCGAUAUUUCCCCCGACGAGGGCCAAACAGUUCUUGCCAAGGGAUCUGUUAGCGGUAGCUCUGUCACCGUCAAGUAUGUUGGCAACUAA
Fusarium keratoplasticum is the source of this 786-nucleotide messenger RNA. RefSeq lists its product as uncharacterized. The record is from RefSeq and is a predicted model, not a curated record. Gene Ontology annotation, biological process: proteolysis. Gene Ontology annotation, molecular function: glutamic-type endopeptidase activity. Bases 1 to 786 code for a protein of 261 amino acids. Lineage: Eukaryota; Fungi; Ascomycota; Sordariomycetes; Hypocreales; Nectriaceae. The transcript has a single exon.